Molecule: messenger RNA, 1251 nt
Organism: Plasmodium knowlesi strain H
Lineage: Eukaryota; Apicomplexa; Aconoidasida; Haemosporida; Plasmodiidae
Product: phosphoglycerate kinase, putative
Exons: 1
Coding region: 1-1251 (416 amino acids)
Biological process (GO): gluconeogenesis; glycolytic process
Cellular component (GO): cytosol
Molecular function (GO): phosphoglycerate kinase activity; ADP binding; ATP binding
Source: RefSeq, a predicted model, not a curated record
AUGUUAGGAAACAAGCUUAGCAUCACAGACGUGAAGGACAUUAAGGGCAAGAAGGUUCUGGUGCGCGUAGAUUUCAACGUACCAAUUGAAAAUGGAAUUAUUAAGGACACGAACAGAAUCACAGCGACCCUGCCCACUAUUCACCAUCUGAAGAAGGAAGGAGCGUCGAAAAUUAUAUUAAUUUCUCAUUGUGGAAGGCCAGACGGAACAAAGAAUGUAAAAUACACCUUAAAGCCCGUUGCAGAAACAUUAACCAAAUUACUUGAAGAAGAAGUGCUUUUCCUAAAUGACUGUGUAGGAGAAGAAGUAGAGAAACAGAUAAACGAAGCCAAGGAUAAUUCUGUCAUUCUUCUUGAAAAUUUAAGAUUCCAUGUAGAAGAAGAAGGAAAAGGAGUAGAUGGAGCUGGAAAUAAAAUAAAGGCUAAUAAAGAAGAUGUAGAAAAGUUUCAAAGUCAAUUAACCAAAUUAGGAGAUAUUUUUAUUAAUGAUGCUUUUGGAACAGCACAUCGAGCACACAGUAGCAUGGUUGGUAUUAAAUUGAAUGUGAAAGCUUCUGGAUUUUUGAUGAAAAAAGAAUUAGAAUAUUUUAGUAAAGCUUUGGAAAAUCCACAGAGACCUUUGCUAGCGAUUUUAGGUGGAGCAAAAGUAUCAGAUAAAAUUCAAUUAAUAAAAAAUCUUCUGGACAAAGUAGACAGAAUGAUAAUUGGUGGUGGAAUGGCCUACACUUUUAAAUACGUGUUGAAUAAUAUGAAAAUAGGAGAUUCACUUUUUGAUGAAGCAGGUAGCAAAAUUGUGAAUGAAAUUAUGGAAAAGGCAAAAGAAAAGAAUGUACAAAUUUACCUCCCUGUAGAUUUUAAAGUAGCUGAUAAAUUUGAUAAUAACGCCAACACGAAAAUUGUAACGGAUAAAGAAGGUAUUGAAGAUAACUGGAUGGGACUUGAUGCUGGACCAAACAGUAUCGAAAAUUAUAAGGAUGUCAUUUUAACCUCCAAAACAAUUAUUUGGAAUGGACCCCAGGGGGUAUUUGAGAUGCCCAAUUUUGCCAAUGGUAGUAUUGAAUGUUUGAAAUUGGUUAUUGAAGCUACCAAGAAAGGAGCCAUAACUAUCGUCGGUGGAGGAGAUACAGCUUCUCUAGUGGAACAACAACAGAAGAAGAAUGAAAUUAGCCAUGUAUCCACAGGUGGCGGGGCCUCCCUUGAAUUACUAGAAGGGAAGGAACUCCCAGGUGUGUUGGCCCUCUCAAACAAAUAA